AUUUAUUUAUCACGUGUAUACUGAAGAGUAUCUAUAUUUUAUUAUACGAUGUAUUAAGCCGAAAUGAUACAAUUAAAUUAUGCUACUUUAUCAUCUAGAAAUCAAUUUCAUAUGUACUGAAUUAUUUUAAUUAUUUUGUUCGUUAAUUUUUUUUUUAAUAUUAUACAAAUUUAAAAUUGUACAGUUAAAUAUAUUUUAGUAGGUACUUAUCUGUAUUUACUUGUUUACAAUAAUUAUGCUUUAUUCUAAGAAACAAUAAAACCGACGAAUCCUGAUUUGACACAGCUAAACAGAACAGAUUUAUUCUCAAGAAAUGAAUUCUAUUCAAAAAGUCGACUCGCCCGGUAUAGGGUGCAGGCACCUGCAGAGCCUGUUGCUGUUCCUGUGCGUGGUGAGCGGGUACCUGAUCCGGGUGAACCUGUCCGUCACCAUCGUGGCCAUGAACCCCGUGAUCAACUCGACGGACUACUUGAGGGAGCUGGCCGACCACGUGCCGAUAUUCGGUUGGACCAACUCGACGCGGUCGGUGUUGCUGAGCACGUUUUUCGUCGGCUACCUGCUGUCCAACUUCCCGGCGUCCGUGCUCGGGUGCCGGUUCAACAACAAGACGCUGCUGGCGUACAGCAUGGCCGUCUCGUCGGUGUUGGCCAUCGUCAGCCCGCAGUUGGUGUACGCGUACGGCGCCACGGCCCUGGUGGCCGUCCGGUUCGCGCAGGGCCUGUCGUCGGCGUUCAUGUUCCCCAUGGUGCACGGCAUCAUGUCCAAGUGGGCGCCGCCGCACGAGCGAGGCCAGCUGGUCGGGUUCAUCGCCAGCGGCAUACAGCUGGGCACCAUGAUCACGCUGGCCGUUUCCGGUGCGCUAUGCGGAAGCUCGCUGGGCUGGCCGUCCGUCUACUACCUGAGCGGCGGCAUCGGACUCUUGUGGACGGUCGUCUGGCUGCUGCUGGGCGCCGGCACGCUGUCCACGCACCGGUUCAUCAGUCAGGCCGAGAAGGACUACAUCAGAGGAUCGCUCGCCAACACCGUCGACCACGACAUACGGUUGUCAGAUACUCCGUGGAAGGCCAUAUUCACGUCGUUACCGGUGUGGGCCACUACCUUAGCGCACGUUGGUCAUAACUGGGGUUUUUGGCUGUUGUUGACUGAGAUGCCUACAUUCAUUCACACGGUGCUCAAAUGCGAUAUUAAAGAAGACGGUAUGCUUUCCUCAUUACCAUAUCUCGCCAUGUUCCUGCUCCAAAUACCGGUCACCUUCACAGCCGACUUUCUGAAUAAGCGAAAAAUCACCACCCUCACCAUGUCUAGAAAAAUCUGGAACACAGUAUCCAUGUGGGGUGGUACCGUUGGCUUAAUCGUAUUAGGUUUCAUCGAAGACACCCACUUGACGAUUAUCGUUUACGUGUUCAUCGUAGCCAUAGGGUGUUCAUCGAACGCUGGGUUUAACAUAAAUCAUAUGGAUCUAUCACCCAACUACGCUGGGCUCCUAAUGGGAAUCACCAAUACAGCUGCAGCUUCUGGAGGGAUUAUUGCCCCUCUGUUCGUCGGGCUCGUUGUUGACGAUCAGACCUCAGUGGCGGAAUGGCGAAUCGUGUUCAUCAGUGGUGCAAUAGUGCUGUUCGUAUGCAAUUUGUUUUUUAUUAUAUUUGGCUCAGCAAAAACUCAGCCUUGGAAUUCAAUGCACAAAAAUGAUGAUCUAAAAAUGGAUAAUACUAAACAAGAUAUUGAAAUUGUUGGAUAACAUUUUACAUGUAUAUCAUAUGAAAUGCGCCAUAAUACAUAAAUUAUUAUGUAUGUAUGAUUAUUGAUUACAUUACAUUGUCUAUAUAAUAUUUAUUAUGAUCACAUCACCAUAUUGUUGGUACUUACUGUUAUGAUUUACAAAAUUUAAAUUACUACAAUAAUAUCAAUAUAACAUGUACCUAAUUGUAAAUUUAUUAUUUAAAACUCAUUUUAUUUUAUUUUGUCCAUAAUUUGAAGUUUGAAAACUUUGAUAAAUACCAAUAAUUGUUAUUUUUACAAUCAACGUUUAAGUAAAUUACAUUUUUCAACUUCA
Messenger RNA from Aphis gossypii (cotton aphid), 2053 nucleotides. Its product is annotated as putative inorganic phosphate cotransporter. The record is from RefSeq and is a predicted model, not a curated record. The coding region runs from base 314 to 1738 and encodes 474 amino acids. Lineage: Eukaryota; Metazoa; Arthropoda; Insecta; Hemiptera; Aphididae. Gene Ontology annotation, cellular component: plasma membrane. Gene Ontology annotation, biological process: monoatomic anion transport; transmembrane transport. Gene Ontology annotation, molecular function: transmembrane transporter activity. The transcript is spliced from 5 exons.